Ficedula albicollis (Collared flycatcher) is the source of this 2417-nucleotide messenger RNA. RefSeq names its product transmembrane protein 72 (gene TMEM72). The transcript is spliced from 5 exons. The record is from RefSeq and is a predicted model, not a curated record. The coding region runs from base 14 to 1177 and encodes 387 amino acids. Lineage: Eukaryota; Metazoa; Chordata; Aves; Passeriformes; Muscicapidae.
AGGCCGUGCACCCAUGCACUCGGGGUACAAACGCUCCCAAAGCCGCACCCCUGCUCAGCAAUCGUUAAUCACCCCGGCCGGGAGGCAGCAGCAGGCAGCAGCAGCAGGCUGGGUCUCCGCAGCCCCCACGGCAGCAGGAGCAGCGCUGACCGGCUCCCUGGGGUGGCACUCACUGCCCACCACCCUCCCCCGGGAGGCCCUGCGGAGGUGGCCAGUCCUGCAGCACUGCCCUUUCCUCCAGGAAGGUCACUCGGUCCAGGACACAGAGGCUCUGCCUGUUUGUGGAGCUGCUGGGCUACGCCUGAGGCGGGGGCUCCGAAGAGGAGUUUGUGCCUGGCUGUACCGCAGCCUUCAUCUCUUCACCACAAUGCAGCACAAGGCAUUCUGGAGUGCCCUGGAGUACACCUGCCGAUUGCUGGGCAUCUCCACUGCAGCAGUGCUGAUCGGUGUGGGCGUAGAAACUCUGCAGCAAGGACAGUUCAAAAGCCUGGCCUUCUAUCUGCUUUUUUCAGGGGCUGCAGUUACUGUCUGUGAAGGCUUCUUCUUUAUCAGUUUGCUCCUGGAGAUGUGCUUCACUCACAAGCCUGAAUUCCUGGCACAGGCCUGCUGGAAGCGAGCCAGACGCCCAGGGAGCUUCCAGAAAUUCCUGGGGUACACGCUGCUCUCAGUGGCAUGCUUCCUGCAUCCUGUCCUCGUCUGGCAUGUCACCAUCCCUGGGUCCAUGCUGGUGCUCACUGCCCUGGCCUACUUCCUGCUGAGCAAGAGGAGGAAGAGCCCAGGGCACAAAGAGGCGCAUCCCCAGGCAGGUCAGUACGUGGACCCUUCAGCCACCGAGGCAGCCCCAAGCAUCAUUGGGGACACUGAGCAGACCUACACCUUCCACGGGGCCCAGAGGGAGCAGCACCGCUCGCUGCUGGGCCACAUGAAGAGCAUCCUGAAGGGCAGCAAGGACAGGAGCUCAGCCCCAGAAACUGCUGCCCAGCCAGCAGCCAUGCCAGCCCCUCGCAAGCAAGUGCACUUUCAGGAGAAGGUGGUGCAGAUCAUCCCCUCUGUCAGCGAGAACUCGGAGGAUGUGGAGAGCGAGGCUGAGGAGAGCACGUCGGACACAACGCCCAUCCUCACCCCACCUGACGCGCCCAUCGUCAUCGCCCCUCUCAGCUCCGCCGGCCUCUUCUGAGCCCUCAGCAGGAACGAGGACAGGACAGGCCUGCCACCCUGGAACAGGCGCUCCAGCAGCCAAAGGGCCCCAGGAGGUGGCCCUUUUUGCCUCCCGUACUUUGGGGGUGACAGCCGUGCCGCCCCCUCUCCAGGGCUGCCCGCACUCGCUGGCCCCGCGCGCUGUGGCAGGCCCAGGGGACAGGCGGCGGCUCAGGCGGGCUCAGCCAGCACAGCGAGGUGUCCGUCCCACAGCCUCACCCCUGCUCAGCACUGCACACGCCGCAGCGCUCCUGCCCGGCACCACAGCCGCGCUCUGCCUCCCUCUGGCAGCAGCGGCAGCAGCGGCAGGGGACACCUCCGUGCCCCGGAGCAGCCUCUGCUGGGCACUCUGUCCCUCUGGCCCCAGUGCUCCCCGCAGAGCUCAGGGCUGGGCUGCAUUCCGCACGGGGCACUGCAGCCUGCAGGCUCCCCCGCAGCACCUGCAGCAGCCUGACACAGGCAGAACGCAUUCUGGAGGGGGGCUGGAAACAAGAACACAAGCGCACCCCUAGCAUUAGCACCUGCUUAGGACCUCCCCAGGCAUUCUCUGAGCCCAGCAGGGAAAUCGUCCCUGGCCUUGGGGACACCUAAGCAGGAGCAGAGGCCUUCUGGGUGUCCCCUGCUUGGACAGCCCCCUUGAAUUAGAACUUUGGGAUGAUGUGACAGCCCAGGUCCUGAGCUUCAGCACCACGCUGGCACAGCAGACUGUGUGAACUCCAGUGUGUGUAAUUAUGGCCCCCAGAGGGCAAAGGCAAUAAUAAAAUUACCAUACUGUCCCACCAUUUCCUUCCAUGCCAGCUCUUCCCUGAACCCCUUAACUCUGUCUUAAUCCUGGUAUAACUUCUGCCUUCAGAAGUAAUGAAGCAUUUUCCUCCUAUUCAGCUCCCACCUGAGGAGAUGUGGGAAGAGCUCAGGUGGCUGGGUUCCCGUGGACGUGGGACAAGAAGCCACACUGUCACUGCUGUUGGGAUGAAAAGCUAUAACUGCUCUGAGCCCAGACACACAGCACAGGGGAGAAGUGAUGGUAAUUUGAGAACGCUCCUGGGACCUGCUAGACUAUUUAUAAGGUUGAAGCCAGUUAGCUGGCUGUUUUUCUUGUAAAUACAUUAUUUCUUCUAUUUAAGAUCUCAGCUCUCCAAGAGGCAAUCACCAUGUUCGUUUAAGAAAGCAGUGUAGGUCAAAGAAGGCAAUUGAGAUAAGAAACCAGUGCUACUUUUUAA